AACUGCGCUAUCUUGCGCAAAGGCUCCUGGGUGUUGUAGUUCUCCCAGAAUUCCCUGUGUUGUCGAAAUGGCGGCGGAAAGGAGUUGUUUGACAGAGUGACACAAACAAAAAUAUAUGAAGAUGGAUGCCAUUCCUUUGUCCACGUUGGAACUAAUAUGUUUGGGAUCCAGUGUAGUGGCCUCUGGGCUUUUCUAUUACAUAUAUCGAAAGAAAAUGAACACAGUGGAUAAAUUAAAGGGAGCCCAAAAGCUGCCACUUAAUACCCAGAUUGUUUCUGUUUUGAAUGCUGCACCAGAGAAAUGCCUGAAGUAUGUUGCUAUUGAAGGAAUUGUGCAACCUGUAGGUGUGCCUUUGAAGAGCCAGUACAAGGACAGUUGUUUGGGGGUCAUCCAGAGACUGACUCUGAAAGAGCACAAGCUGGUGUGGAAUAAUGUAGUCCGUAGCUGGACGGAGAGUGAGAGUAUAUUGCACCAGCAUGUUUACACCGUCCCCUUUAACCUAGUAUCACCCAACACAUUUACCAGCAGCGAAAGUGAAAGAGCAAUCAGAGUCCUCAACCCCUUGGAGGCAUCCAGUCUGCAUCUGGAGAUGAUUCAUGAGAAGUUCCAUCAGGCAAUGCAUGGCUUCACUGACAUUGUUGGACAUUACCUGAGUGGAGAGAAACCCAAGGGUGUGCUUGAGACGGAGGAGAUGUUGAAAAUUGGGGCUACACUGACUGGAGUAGGUGAACUUAUCGUUGACAGAGAUGGCAUUCUCAAGCUGCAACCACCCACAGAUGGAUCAGAAUAUUUCCUGAGCCCCUCAGGUCUUGAUUCCAUUGUUGGAGAGCAAAAAAGCCGUGCCAUAGUGUGGCAGGUUCUUGCAGCAUUCUGUGGUCUCGCUGGGGCGGCAGUGCUGCUAAGUGUGGCUUGGAGGUGUUACAAGCAAAUGCUGCACAAACGGGACAGGGAAGAGAGACGAAAAGAGUUUGAGAAAAUGAGAUUGGGUGGUCAGGUGACUGAAAAAAUUGAUUUGGAAGAGGAGGAGGAGGAGGACUCCUGUAAAGACAUGUGUAUCAUCUGCUUGUCUGAACGCCGCAGUUGUGUGCUUCUGUACUGCGGCCAUGUCUGCUGCUGUUUCAGUUGUUAUCAGGCAUUGCCCUCACCCAUCUGCCCAAUCUGCAGGUGUGUCAUUGAGAGGGUAGUUCCUCUUUAUCAGGCCUGAUGAUGUUGUAUAGUUAAUAGCUUUUACUUUAAGGUCUUUGAGUGUUGCUGCCCAUGUUGUACCAAGGAGAGAUCUGUGGCAUUGAAGUUCUUCCUCAGAUAUCACACUUUCUGCUGUUCACAUGGUAGCACUUGAACUUACUUUAGUGCAGAAUUAGUACAUGAAUGCAUUGCACUGAAGAUGUUUUUUUUUUCAGGUGCCUUAGCUAUUUUGCAGAGUUUGGAAAACUUGAAAUGGGCAGAGCUGCCUUAGGAAUACCAAAUAAAAAUAGUCAUACUACACUAAACUGUUAUCACAUUUGUCUCAAGAUUUCUAGACCUCCACAUUCAGGUGCUUCCUAAACAUAACUGAAGCCAAACCCUCAGAUUUAAUGCAGUUAAUAUGGAAUUGCACAUUCCAGAAUCACAAUGGAGAAGUUACGUAGGCAUUAUUUUACACUCUGGCCCCAGUCCUCAGUGUUUUGGUACUGAAUUGUCCGAUAAAGUAGUGCACAUAGCCUUUUACCUCAGUAAUGUGUAUCAUUCUAAUUUGUACUGAAGCACGAUGUGUAUUGGUUAGGUAGUGCCUUCUUUUAUGGGGCAUGGUUUUUAAAAGACUAUGUUGAUUUUCUCCUUGUUAAGAGAAUGUUUCAUAUGUAACUCGGUGGAUGGGCUGAGGGAAACAGUUUAAAAGGACCAUAUAUAAGAAUGCUAAUGGCCCAAGUGUUGCACAUGGAUAGGUAUUUUCUGUCAAGGUGCAAUAAAAUCUUUUUCUGCCUGGUGGGUAGGCAUGUGCAACUGGAGAGGGGCCUUAUAUUCUUUGAUUGCAAAUACAGAUAUCAUUAUUAAAGUCCAAUUUACUUAAUAGUU
This is a messenger RNA of Erpetoichthys calabaricus (reedfish), 2052 nucleotides long. It is a transcript of the gene mul2, whose product is annotated as mitochondrial E3 ubiquitin protein ligase 1a. The transcript has 5 exons. Gene Ontology annotation, biological process: protein ubiquitination; organelle organization. Gene Ontology annotation, molecular function: ubiquitin-protein transferase activity. NCBI's taxonomy places the organism in Eukaryota, Metazoa, Chordata, Cladistia, Polypteriformes, Polypteridae. Bases 116 to 1204 code for a protein of 362 amino acids. The record is from RefSeq and is a predicted model, not a curated record.